Messenger RNA from Scheffersomyces amazonensis, 1011 nucleotides. RefSeq lists its product as uncharacterized. The transcript has a single exon. The record is from RefSeq and is a predicted model, not a curated record. Bases 268 to 705 code for a protein of 145 amino acids. Lineage: Eukaryota; Fungi; Ascomycota; Pichiomycetes; Serinales; Debaryomycetaceae.
GUUUCCAUCACGUGCGAGACGGAAAAAAAGUUCACCAUCCUCCGUCUGGGUAAGUUCUAACUGAAUUUUCCAAUGAUAUAAAUGACUUUGCUUUUGCCACGGUUAAGUUUCUAGAUAUAUUUAUAAUUAAUUAGUUACAUUUCCAAAUAUUAAAUUUGGAAUUGAAUUAUUUAAAGUAUCAUUUAACUCAUCUAUUCAGUUUAUUUGUGUCACCAGAUCAAAAUCAGAUCAGUCGGAGAUAAUUUUAGAAGAGCAUUAAACUAAAGAAUGGCCUUAUUUGCAAAAAUCAAAUGCUUCUUAGCAUCAUUUCUUUUAUUUUACACUAUAUACUUGUAUAACUAUAAGUGUGUUGAAUUAAAGGAAACUUCUUUUGAACAUGCUACUGAAACUGUUUUCCAUCCAUUAACUCAUCAUCAUAAUCAAUUAUGUGAAUCAUUGGAAAUUGGAACUAACUUUAUUCAACCAUAUGUUGUUAAAGUUCAAGGAUUUUUAGAUGAACACGUUCAUUCUCAUCCAUUAUUCAAGCAAUAUGAAAUCCAUGAAAAAAUUGUUGCUGGUCAAGAUGCUUUUGGUCAAUAUGUUUACCCAUAUGUUUAUCAAGUUUUCCAAGCUGUUGAUGCUGCUGAAGUUGUUAUCUAUGAUCAAGCUACUGAACACUAUGCUACUCUUAAAGCUUUAUAUGAAGAACACUUUGGUUCUAAAUAAAUAUAAAGUUGACGCUCAUGUGAUUAGUAUAAAUACAUUUCAUCGAGUUUGAAGAAAGCGAAUUAAAUGACAGAUACAAUCAAAGAAUACGUCCAAAAUACAAUUUUUUUUAUCAGGUAAUCUGAUAAGCAAUUGAUGAAUUUUCUUUUUAUAUCAUGCUCUAACGUUGUAAUUACAGUUUUGUUUCUUUUAUUCUACAUUUCAGCUUUGAUCUACUUCAUUUUACGCUUAUGCUUGUAUAGUAUUUAUUAGUUCAUAGUUAAAUUUUUACUCUUUUUCAAUAUACAUUAUACCAAUUAUUAUAUA